This is a messenger RNA of Caenorhabditis bovis, 717 nucleotides long. The record is from the annotation of a GenBank genome assembly. Lineage: Eukaryota; Metazoa; Nematoda; Chromadorea; Rhabditida; Rhabditidae.
AUGAACAAUAACAAUAAUAAUAAUAUUCAUUUUACUCAAGAAGAUCAUGUUUAUUUGUAUUAUAAAGGAAACGAUAUUCCACAAACUCGAUGUAACAAUAAUAAUGAGCUCGGCCACAAUUCAUUUUUUGAAUGCGCUUUAGAAUCGAUAUGCCACGAUCCAUGCGUUCCACCAGUGCUCACUGAAGAGAAACAAAAACGCAGAAUGAAAAUCGGACAUCUUGAAAGUUUGCGUGAAAGCUCGCGCCGAUUCAAACAGAAGCAGAAGCGCCUCGAAAAAGAAACCGCUGUUGUGAAUAAAAGCCUUCGUGAUCGUCUCGAUAUCAUUGAUGGCGUCAUUAUGCCGUAUUGCUAUAUUUUGAAAAUGCACAAAAAAUCAUUAGAGGCCAUCCAAAUCAUUCGGGACAAGUUUACAGCACUGGAAGAGGAUCUCGCGGAUAGUCAAAAACUCGUCGACGACCUAUUGACGGUUAGGCAGCAAAUCAACGAAAGAGAUAUUCGAGCGUUGAAAUCGAAGACGCGCCACUUCAAAUUUCUUGCCAAUCUCAAAUCGGAGAUCGCGAGCGCCGAUUUCGAGGCGCUCAAAUCGAGCAUCGUCACCAAAAUCAAUCCGCACGUGUCGAGGACGAAUCAGCGAAUUCGGAUUCUAGAGGAUCUGCUCGAAUGUGUUCGUCUUAAUGAGGUUGUCCAAAAGCCAUGCGGCUUUUCAUCUUGCUGA